AUGUCUAUCCCACAAAACGCUCUUCCCGCCGCUGUCAAGCUUCGCGAGUCCGCUCUCACUGCCUUCAAAACUUAUCAGGACAUGAAAGAGGGACUGAACAGCGCUGCCGCUCCCACCAUUCUGGGCGUAGCCGCUAAUUACUGUGUUCAGCUUAUCGACACCAAGGAUCCGUGUCUGCUUAUGCACCAGCCAAUGCACAACGUGCUUUUCCUUGUUAGAGGCGAGUACAAUACCCGCAGCACUGGAGUUCACGCCAUCGCGCCCCCAGCCGACCUUGACACUAUCAAAGAAUAUUGUCGCGCUGUUCUCGCCGCUGCGCAGGUCGUUCCACCACCCGUUACUGCUCAAGCUCAGGCUCAGGCUGAGAUUGCAGAGGUAAUGGCUGCCACUAAAGCCAAGCGCGGAUACAUUUUGAAACAGCGUCCCCGCAAGCUUGUCAAGUCCAAGGCUGUCGUCGAGGACAAGGUCGACGAGGUCGAGAUUGUCCCCAGCCCCUCGGAUACCGACGUUAUGAUGGGACACAAUUUUAAUAUUGUGUACCGCUUUGCUCAGAUGGCAGUGGACAACCUCUUUGGUGACGAAGAAGUCAAGGACGCCGCUUCCUCUCCCAAAGAGAAAGGCAAGAAGCGCGCUGCCUCUGGUCCCAAGACCCCAGCCAAAUCCAAGCGUGCCAAAACGGUCAGCAUUCCCUACGACGCUGUUCCAGGCAUGGACACUAACAGUCGCGAAUUUCACAAGGCCCUCGUCAUCGAGCAUGCCAAAGGCAGUUGCGCCGGCGACAAACACCCUCGUACUGAACCGCCCUUUAUUAGUGGUUUAGCAGAUCUUCAGUCUUGUCAAAGUUCGUAUUUAUCUUUGGUUUCCACUGUAGACGCGGUGCCCGAUUCUUGA
This is a messenger RNA of Laccaria bicolor S238N-H82, 891 nucleotides long. RefSeq lists its product as uncharacterized. The record is from RefSeq and is a predicted model, not a curated record. NCBI's taxonomy places the organism in Eukaryota, Fungi, Basidiomycota, Agaricomycetes, Agaricales, Hydnangiaceae. The transcript has 5 exons. Bases 1 to 891 code for a protein of 296 amino acids.